This is a messenger RNA of Peniophora sp. CBMAI 1063, 717 nucleotides long. The record is from the annotation of a GenBank genome assembly. Lineage: Eukaryota; Fungi; Basidiomycota; Agaricomycetes; Russulales; Peniophoraceae.
AUGCCAUCCUCGAACGUCCGCGAAUCUCCUCCUGUAAAGCCAGCGCGCUUGAUUCACCUCCCUAGGAUGUUGUUGACCCAUCACCGAGGCUUGCACUCUGAUCCUAUGCUCAACUACAUAUAUAACACAGACAUCGAAGGAGGAUUUACUGGUCGCUGGGGUCUCUUCAUUUGCACAGAGAUUUUCAUCGCAAUGUUCACGGUUGCCUAUCUCUUCAAACGUACGAAUUACCAGAUCGGCGGGGGGCUGGCCUUUAUCACGAUAGGGAGCGCUGGCAUCGCGCCUCCGGCAGAUGAUCGAUUGAUGGGAUGGAUAUUAUCCUUCAUUAUGUGGGCGCAUGCAACUUUUGCUACCCCAGAGCAGAGAAGCAGGGAUGCGGAGUACAACACCAAGAAACAAACACUCUUAGCUGAGGUACUUCCCGAUAAGUACAAGUACGCUGUUAUCUCCAUUCUUGUAGCCGACCCUUGUCUCCAUGGAAAAGGGUACGGCCGAACAUUGAUGCAGACUGUCUGCGCACUGGCUGACGCACGGCAGGAGAAACUGUGGCUCACGUCCACUAAUGCGAAGAACCGGUCGUUUUACGAAUCAAGCGGCUUCAAUGUCAUCGGGUCCCUCACCAUAGGAGACGAUAACCCUGCUUGGGCAGCGCCGCCUUCGCGCAUAGACAUUAUGACACGGCACCCGGAGCCUUUACCAGAGAUCGUCUCGCACUGA